Messenger RNA from Odobenus rosmarus divergens (Pacific walrus), 1052 nucleotides. It is a transcript of the gene BCL7A, whose product is annotated as B-cell CLL/lymphoma 7A. The record is from RefSeq and is a predicted model, not a curated record. The transcript has 6 exons. Lineage: Eukaryota; Metazoa; Chordata; Mammalia; Carnivora; Odobenidae. The coding region runs from base 200 to 832 and encodes 210 amino acids.
ACUGGGCCCCGAGCGCGCGGCGGCUCCGGCUUUGUGUGUAUGUGUGUGAGUGUGUGUGUGUGUGUGUGUGUGAGAGAGUGUGUGUGUGUGAGUGUGUGUGAGUGAGUGAGCGGGCGGGCGGGCGCGAGUGUGGCCGCCGCGGAGCGCGAGCAGGACCCGGCGGGCGCGCUCCCCCAGCCUCUCUCUCCCCGCCAGAACCAUGUCGGGCAGGUCGGUUCGAGCCGAGACCAGGAGCCGCGCCAAAGAUGAUAUCAAGAGGGUCAUGGCGGCUAUCGAGAAAGUGCGCAAAUGGGAGAAGAAGUGGGUGACUGUGGGUGACACAUCCCUGCGAAUCUAUAAGUGGGUCCCUGUGACAGAGCCAAAGGUGGACGAUAAGAACAAGAACAAGAAAAAGGGCAAAGAUGAGAAGUGUGGCUCUGAGGUGACCACGCCGGAGAACAGCUCCUCCCCGGGGAUGAUGGACAUGCACGAUGAUAACAGCAACCAGAGCUCCAUAGCGGAUGCCUCCCCGAUCAAACAGGAGAACAGCAGUAACUCAAGCCCUGCUCCAGAGCCCAGCUCAGCCGUGCCCGGUGAAGGCACUGACGCUAAGGCAGACGAGACCCAGGCCGACGGGAAGGAGCUCCCUGGGGUGGAAGAUGCUUCUGACGAGCAGAAUUCGCAGUCUUCAAUGGAAAACUCGAUGAACAGUUCAGAGAAAGGUGAACGGCAGCCAUCUGGAGACACGGGUCUAGCUGCAGAGAUGUCCGCAAUCUCUCAGGAUUUGGAAGGAGUGCCACCCUCGAAGAAGAUGAAACUGGAGGCCUCGCAACAGAACUCUGAAGAGAUGUAGACACUACGUUCAGUCCUGCUGUCCAUGUUUCACGGGAGAUCCAUCUGCAGGCUGAAUCCUAGAACAACUUCACCUGAGCAAUUCCUCUCGGGUGCAGACAGGACUACUAACUUUCCAAGUUUACCAAGUGCAAAUCCAAGAAAACCCAGAACAGCGUAACUUCUCAGACACUGAAGAACUUUCUGCUGUGAAGCAAAACACUCGAGUGUUGAAGGGACUG